Aphanomyces invadans is the source of this 825-nucleotide messenger RNA. RefSeq lists its product as hypothetical. The transcript has a single exon. NCBI's taxonomy places the organism in Eukaryota, Oomycota, Saprolegniomycetes, Saprolegniales, Verrucalvaceae. The coding region runs from base 537 to 773 and encodes 78 amino acids. The record is from RefSeq and is a predicted model, not a curated record.
UGCGCCGGAGGUGUGGCUCGAACAUGCAUGGGAUGUGCAGGGCACGAGUGAAGUCAAGCUCGCGAGCAAGCCAUGCCUUUCGAGGGAAGAGGGAAUGGAAGCGUUGUCAUGACACUACACGUCAUAAGUGGAGGUUCCUUGUCUCCACCUGAUGUGGCAGCCACUCAAUGUUCCUCAGCUGCACAAAGCCACGUCGAGGGGCCUACACAGUGCCGCGUGUUCUUUGACGUCGGAUGCCGUCCCAUGAUGCGGCGAUUGUACCUCUAGCCAUGGCAUCGUCACGGCACCGCAUCGAGGUCGUCACGAUCUUGCGUUCGGUAUCGAAUUCGACGCGGGUGUCCCAGGUUCCUGCGACGUCAGCGCGCCUUGGCGCGCUGACGAUCGAAUGACAAUUUUUUGUGCGCUUGUUGGGCCAAUCAAACCGCCACACCCGCAGUGAUUUCCCUGCAAGUCCAGAAAAACAUCGCCACACACAAGAAUGUCACAAUUGGAUUUGCUCUCGAGUGAGCACGCCGCCCAUCCUUGUGCGGCAAGCGAUGCAACCUACCCAGUCGUCAGCGUCCCUCCACCCAGUCGACUCGCUCGACCUGCCCAAACAAUUGCUCGCCAUGACAUUAACCGCCGUGCAAGUUGAUGACACUGCCACGGCCCCUGACGACGACGUCGACGACGAGUGGGGCUGGUUCGAAGACUUGGCAAUCCAAGACGAGGACCUGCUCGAGCGGUUCCAGUGCUUUCACCACCACGAUCUGUCCCAUCAAUCGUUUGAAUAAGCCACAACGAGCGUUGACCCAUUUAUGUAAUUCGAAUCAGCUAUUUAUGACA